GAGCGCGCGCGGAUAUCUGUGACAGCAGGUGAAUUUCACGAGGACAAUAUCUGCAAUCACUUUGAAACAGGAUGUCAAGCAGCACUCAGAAGCACCGCACCUUCGUCAGCGAGCCCAUGGCAGGGAAACCGGUGACGGCGGUGCCAGGAAUCGGACCCACUCUGGGGAGGGAGCUGAACAGGGAGGGCAUCAGCAAGGCCUCUGGCCUCCUUGGUCAGUACCUGGUGCAUGACAGAAACCCGCAGAGCUUCAAUCAAUGGGUCAAACGCAGCAGUGGAGCAAACAGUCACCAGGCCAACGCUUGCACCCAGGCUAUGAAGGAGUGGACAGACAACAAUCUGUGAGGCCCCGCCCCCUUUACCUGAGAGGCACCUCAGCUGAUUAUGUGCUGAGCAUGAAUAAAACAUAAAUAAAGUUUGUGUG
Molecule: messenger RNA, 423 nt
Organism: Pelmatolapia mariae (spotted tilapia)
Lineage: Eukaryota; Metazoa; Chordata; Actinopteri; Cichliformes; Cichlidae
Product: barrier-to-autointegration factor-like protein
Exons: 3
Coding region: 72-344 (90 amino acids)
Molecular function (GO): DNA binding
Source: RefSeq, a predicted model, not a curated record